GAUUGUGGAAGAAGUCAGGUAAAUUACUGUUCCUUGGUCUGGACAAUGCCGGCAAAACAACACUUCUGCACAUGCUGAAGGAUGACAGAUUGGCACAGCAUGUACCCACACUUCAUCCAACGUCGGAGGAGCUGUCGAUAGGCAGCAUGCGGUUCACGACGUUCGACCUGGGCGGGCAUCAGCAGGCGCGGCGCGUGUGGCGUGACUACUUCCCGGCAGUGGACGCCAUCGUGUUCCUGGUAGACGCAUGCGACCGCGCGCGCCUGCCCGAGUCCAAGGCCGAGCUGGACUCGCUGCUCACCGACGAGACGCUCAGCAACUGUCCCGUGCUCAUCCUCGGUAACAAGAUCGACAAGCCGGGCGCCGCCAGCGAGGACGAUCUGCGCCAGUUCUUUAAUUUGUAUCAGCAGACCACAGGAAAGGGUAAAGUUUCGAGAUCAGAGUUGCCAGGCAGACCGUUGGAACUGUUCAUGUGCUCCGUGUUGAAACGCCAGGGCUACGGCGAGGGCUUCCGCUGGUUAGCUCAAUAUAUCGACUGA
Messenger RNA from Parnassius apollo (apollo), 539 nucleotides. The record is from the annotation of a GenBank genome assembly. NCBI's taxonomy places the organism in Eukaryota, Metazoa, Arthropoda, Insecta, Lepidoptera, Papilionidae.